AUGGGGUUCGUGUACCGAAUCGCGAGCCCGUCGGAGUACCUGGCCAUCACCGGGUACGGCGUGGACGACGUGAAGCUGGCGAAGAAGGCGUGGAUCGCGCCGGGGCAGCGGUGCGCGCGCUUCGACAUCUCCCCGGUGAACUACACCUUCGAGGUGCAGGCGAUGAGCGCCGAGAAGCUCCCCUUCGUGCUCCCCGCCGUCUUCACCAUCGGCCCGCGCGCGGACGACGUCGAGUCCCUGCUCCGCUACGCCAAGCUCAUCUCCCCGCACGACAAGCUCUCCCGCCACGUCAACGAGCUGGUCAAGGGCGUGAUCGAGGGCGAGACGCGCGUGCUGGCGGCGUCCAUGACCAUGGAGCAGAUCUUCCACGGCACCAAGUCGUUCAAGCAGGCCGUGUUCGAGAGCGUGCAGCUGGAGCUCAACCAGUUCGGCCUCGUCAUCUACAACGCCAACGUGAAGCAGCUGGUGGACGUGCCGGGGCACGAGUACUUCUCCUACCUCGGCCAGAAGACGCAGCAGGAGGCCGUCAACCAGGCCAAGGUGGACGUGGCCGAGGCGCGCAUGAAGGGCGAGGUCGGCGCCAAGGAGCGGGAGGGGAUGACGCGCCAGAACGCCGCCAAGGUGGACGCCGAGACCAAGGUGUACACGGUGAAGCGCCAGGGGGAGGGCUCCAAGGAGGAGGCCAGGGUGACGGCGGAGGUGAGGGUGUUCAGGAACGAGAGGGACGCCGAGGUGGCGCAGGCCGACGCGGAGCUGGCCAUGAAGAAGGCCGGGUGGGAGCAGCAGGCGAGGGUGGCGGAGGUGGAGGCGGCCAAGGCCGUGGCCAUACGGGACGCGCAGCUGCAGGUGGAGGUGGAGCGCACCAACGCCGCCAGGCAGACGGAGAAGCUCAAGGCCGAGCACCUCAGCAAGGCCGUCGUGGACUACGAGAUGAAGGUGCAGCAGGCCAACUGGGAGCUCUACAACCGGCAGAAGGCGGCCGAGGCGCUGCUGUUCGAGCAGGAGAGGCAGGCGGAGGCGCGCCGCGCGACUGCGGACGCGGAGUUCUUCGCGCGGCAGCGGGAGGCCGAGGCCGAGCUCUACGCCAAGCGCAAGGAGGCCGAGGGGCUGGCGGCCAUGGGAGAGGCCCAGAGCGUGUACCUGUCCUCCAUGCUCGGCGCGCUCGGCGGCAGCUACGGCGCGCUCCGUGACUACCUCAUGAUCAGCUCAGGCGUGUAUCAGGAGAUGGCGCGCAUCAACGCCGACGCCAUCAAGGGGCUCGAGCCCAAGAUCAGCGUGUGGAGCAACGGCUCUGCUUCCGAGGGUGGUGACGGCGCCAUGAAGGAGAUGGCCGGGGUGUACAGGAUGUUGCCGCCGUUGCUAACGACGGUGCACGAGCAGACUGGGAUGCUACCGCCGGCGUGGAUGGGCACUCUCAAGGGGGGCACCUCCACGUCCACCUGA
Molecule: messenger RNA, 1443 nt
Organism: Triticum turgidum subsp. durum (durum wheat)
Lineage: Eukaryota; Viridiplantae; Streptophyta; Magnoliopsida; Poales; Poaceae
Source: the annotation of a GenBank genome assembly